Hydatigera taeniaeformis is the source of this 888-nucleotide messenger RNA. The record is from the annotation of a GenBank genome assembly. NCBI's taxonomy places the organism in Eukaryota, Metazoa, Platyhelminthes, Cestoda, Cyclophyllidea, Taeniidae.
AUGCUUCCGAUGUCAAGUCGCGGUCUGAUUUCGCGCCUAUUCGAGGUCAGGGUUUUUCGCAAAUUCACGUCGGAGUCAACUCUUAAUCAUAUUUACUGGCUCUCAUCAGGCAGUAUUUAUCGCAACCUUGCCUUUGAGACCACUCUUUUCAACACUACUGCACGCUAUGCCAAGGAACCGUCUUUGCAGAUGCGACCUGCGGACGUAGUGAUAUGGCGCUCGGAUCCCUGCGUGGUGAUUGGACGCAACCAAAUCCCCUGGCUCGAGGCCAACCCUCGAGAGGUGGAGGGUCGAGGAUGGCUUCUGGCCAGACGAAUGUCCGGAGGCGGCGCUGUCUUCCAUGAUCACGGCAACCUCAAUAUUAGUUUUCUAGAGUCCCGAAAGUAUCUUGAUCGCCGCAAAUGCAUGGAAUUUCUGCAGCAGACUCUGAUGUCUAAGUGGAGGAAGUUAAAUGUGUUUAUCGGUCCACGGCAUGAUCUCUGGCUUCUGCCUCCCGAUUUAUCGGUAGAUGUGAAUGAUAAAAAGGUGCCUGAUGUGGCGUCCAAGUUUUCUGGGUCAGCGUCCAGAUACUCGUCUACCGCAGGACUGCACCACUGUACCCUCAUGUUUAACACAGACAUCAAUGCCAUGUCCGCUGUCUUGGAGCCGGCUGUGCCGGAGAUAGCAACUGCAGCCUUGCGCAGUAUUGCCAGCCCUGUAAAGAACCUUGGCGUCGCUGAAACCGACUUGAAGUCUACACUCAUCGAGGCAUGCGUUAAGUGGUUGGCACCUGAAACUGCGGCUGAUAAAGUGGAAUUAGUCACCGUAAAUGCUGGUGAAGAGUGUGAGUGGGUCAAUGCAAAAGACUUUGAGGCGAACCUAACCACCUUCCAGUCCUGGGAUUGGAUU